Dinoponera quadriceps is the source of this 1179-nucleotide messenger RNA. It is a transcript of the gene Wnt10, whose product is annotated as protein Wnt-10a. Bases 1 to 1179 code for a protein of 392 amino acids. The transcript has 4 exons. Gene Ontology annotation, molecular function: cytokine activity; frizzled binding. Gene Ontology annotation, cellular component: extracellular region. The record is from RefSeq and is a predicted model, not a curated record. Lineage: Eukaryota; Metazoa; Arthropoda; Insecta; Hymenoptera; Formicidae. Gene Ontology annotation, biological process: neuron differentiation; multicellular organism development; canonical Wnt signaling pathway.
AUGCCUCCGUCUCGUACAGGACGUGCACGCGAGGGGUCGCCGUCCAGGAUCGCCACCAGGAUCGGCCCCACCGUCGCCUUGCUGCUGAUCCUCCUGGAGCACCGUCGCGCGACCUGCCUAAUGAGCAAUUCCGUGGACAACUGGGUGAACGGCAACGCCGUGGUCUGCAACGGUAUUCCGGGACUGACGAAGGAGCAACGCGAGCUCUGCCACGUGAAUCCGGACGUGACCGUCGCGGCGCUCAAAGGGCUGCAACUGGCCGUAUCCGAAUGCCAGCAUCAGUUCAUGUGGCACAGGUGGAACUGCUCGUCCCUCACGCCCAGAAGCAGGACCCAGCAGAGCAGCGUUCUCCUUCAACGAGGCUACAGAGAGACGGCGUUCGCCUACGCGAUUUCAGCAGCUGGUGUAGCUCACAAUGUGGCUCGUGCCUGCAGCAUGGGUCGCUUGCUCUCCUGCGGCUGCGAUCCUUCGAACUACAGGGGUAGAACGCCGGCGAAGGCCAGGGGCGUCCAAUGGAAGUGGGGCGGUUGCUCUCACAAUCUCGACUACGGCAUGCAGUUCUCGAGACAGUUCCUAGACACGCGGGAGAAAGCCGGCGACAUACAGUCUACGGUGAAUCUACACAACAAUCAAGCCGGUCGGCUGGCGGUGGCGAACAACAUGCAGGUGCGCUGCAAGUGCCACGGCAUGUCCGGCUCGUGCGAGCUGAAGACCUGUUGGAAAGUCGUCCCGGACUUCCGGACGAUCGGCAAGACUCUGAAGGAUCGUUUCAGGAACGCCGUUCUGGUGACGCAGAGCAACCUGGGCAGCGUGACACCGUCUUCGAGGGCUCGCGGAGGCCGUCGGAGGAAGCCCGAUCAGCAGAGGCGGCGGAAGAAUCGCGUCGGCGAAUCCGGUCGCAAGAGGAAAACGCGGGACCUCGCCAAGCAGCUCUUCUAUUACCAGAAAUCGCCGAAUUUCUGCGAACGGGACCCGGCGAUCGACAUAGCCGGCACCGCCGGUCGUAGGUGCAACAAGACCAGCACCGGCGGCGACAGUUGCGGCAGUCUGUGUUGCGGCCGGGGUUACAACGUGGUGCGACAACGGCGGACGGAGUGGUGCGGCUGCAAAUUUCACUGGUGCUGCUUCGUGCAGUGUCAAAACUGCACGGUCGAGGAGUGGAUCACGGUUUGCAAGUGA